AUGUCGGUUACACAACGAGUCCAGCAAUGGGCUACAUUCGCCAGAACAUGGCACAUAUUCGAUUGUACUUGGCAAAACCCAUUCGAAGCCGCAUCCUUAAUAAGGAAACACCUGAUGGGUUUGCAUAAACCAAUUUACCAUCCAUUGAAUGAUUGUGGAGACCAUGUAGUGGUAAUCAACACUGCUGAAAUUGCACUUCCCGGCGAUGAGUGGAAGAAACGCGCCUACUUCCACCACACUGGUUAUGCGGGUGGAGCAAGCUGGACAUUGGCAUGGCAAUUGCAUGAGAAAGAUCCCACUAUGAUCAUGAAAAAAGCUAUCUACCGCGCCAUGAAGGGAAACCUGCAGCGCCGACACACGAUGCAAAGACUUCACCUGUUCAAGAGCGAAGAUGUGCCGAAGGAGAUGCUUGAUAAUGUGACCAACCAAAUACGUCAACCGCGACGUGUUCCAGAACGUUUGGACCAUAUCGAUCCGGAGAUGGUUCGCAAUUUCCCAAAAAUUAUGGACUACCCGAAGGAUUACAUUCUGCGAUAA
Anopheles marshallii is the source of this 537-nucleotide messenger RNA. RefSeq names its product 39S ribosomal protein L13, mitochondrial (gene mRpL13). Gene Ontology annotation, cellular component: ribosome; mitochondrial large ribosomal subunit. Gene Ontology annotation, biological process: translation; negative regulation of translation. The transcript has 4 exons. Bases 1 to 537 code for a protein of 178 amino acids. NCBI's taxonomy places the organism in Eukaryota, Metazoa, Arthropoda, Insecta, Diptera, Culicidae. Gene Ontology annotation, molecular function: mRNA binding; structural constituent of ribosome. The record is from RefSeq and is a predicted model, not a curated record.